This is a messenger RNA of Truncatella angustata, 2678 nucleotides long. RefSeq names its product P-loop containing nucleoside triphosphate hydrolase protein. Gene Ontology annotation, cellular component: microtubule; kinesin complex. Gene Ontology annotation, biological process: DNA repair; microtubule-based movement. The record is from RefSeq and is a predicted model, not a curated record. Gene Ontology annotation, molecular function: ATP binding; DNA binding; ATP hydrolysis activity. Lineage: Eukaryota; Fungi; Ascomycota; Sordariomycetes; Amphisphaeriales; Sporocadaceae. The coding region runs from base 294 to 2450 and encodes 718 amino acids. The transcript has 2 exons.
CUUAUUAUCAUGUUAGGAUUUUGCUGGAGAGAAUCCGCGCCAUCUGUGAGCCCAAGCUUUGACAUUGGCAAGGAUUCGAUCAAUAGCUGCCAUUUGAUAUCCCAACCCAAUCCUACACGAAGUCAUUCCAAAGGACGCGGCCGUCACAAGCAUAGCAUUUUGAGGCAAGGUUCCCAGUUGCGGAGUGGUGGCAAUAAUACUCUGUGUUAAGACACUCAUUCCCUCCCGUCCUUAUCGUCGUCCAUGUCAUCACCCCCCAGACAAUUGUUGUUUUUCGCUCCAACGUGUCCAACAUGUCUGUGAGGGUUGUCGCUCGAAUUCGCCCCUUGCUUCCACACGAGCUGGACAAGCCAAAGGACAUCAUCGUCCACGCCGCGAGCACAGAUGACGGCAAGCCCAACACCCUCGUCCGGAUACCGAGUCCCAAGAACGAGGCUGAGGAGUUCACCUUCGCCUUCAACAGCGUUUACGAUCAACCCACCACUCAAGAGGACCUAUUCACCGCCGAAGUUGCCCCUCACCUCAAGGCUCUCUUCCAAGGCCUCGAUGUCACCAUAUUCGCCUACGGCGUCACAGGCACCGGCAAGACACAUACCAUGCGCGGUGGGCUGAAGCUGGCAGAUCGUGGGGUGAUUCCCAGACUGCUGAGCGGUGUCUACCGAAGAGCCAAGAGGAUGACAAAGGACACAGCUGGCGAGACGACGGUGACAGUCGCCCUGUCAUACUACGAGAUCUACAACGACAAGGUUUUCGACCUCUUCGAGCCCCUCGAGAAGCGAACCCCUACCGGCCUGCCCUUGAGAGAAGCCAAUGGCAAGACGCAUGUCGUCGGACUUACAGAGAGGCCAUGUGAAGACCUGAAGGACUUCGAGAAGCUGUACAUCGAGGCAAACAAUAACCGUAUCACUGCUGCCACCAAGCUCAACGCCCAUAGCAGUCGAAGCCACGCCAUCCUGCGUGUCAAGCUUACGCAGACGACUGGCGACAUGGUCCGAGAGAGUACAGCUUCCGCCAUUGACUUGGCCGGGUCGGAGGACAACCGAAGAACCGAGAACAACAAGGAGCGUCUGGUCGAGUCGGCCGCCAUCAACAAGAGCUUGUUCGUACUUAGUCAAUGCAUCGAUGCUAUAUCGCGAGGCGAGCGACGCAUACCGUUCCGCGAAUCCAAGAUGACGAGAAUCCUCUCCUUGGGCCAGAACAACGGCAUCACCAUCAUGAUCCUCAACCUGGCGCCCCUCCGCAGCUACCACCUCGACACCCUGAGCAGUCUGAAUGUCAGCUCGCGAGCGAAGCGAAUUGAAGUGCGAGAGAUCGAGAACGAGAUUGUCUAUAAACAAGUCCCGCGUGCGAACUCUGCCAACUCCAAUAUGGCUCGUCAACCCUUACGGCCGCUUGCCAAUGCCCACAACGUCGCCUCUGGUCAGAUUGCGGCCAAGGAAAAAGAGAAUGCGGCAGCUGUCGCUGCAGAUAAACCCGUCAAGCUGUUCAAUGUCUACAGAGAAGCCGCAAAGCCUGCCGUGCUUGCACCUCGUCCGGCCAACGUUGCCCUGAAGCGCGCCAACUCGAUGCUGCAAAAGCGACCGUCCGAUCAAGACUCAGGCAUUGCCCGGCCUACGAAGAUCACCCGUCCAACUCACACACUGCUUGCACCGCAACUCACGAGCAGGCCCACUUCGAUACCGACAAAACAAUCAGCUCAACAACCCACAGUCUCUGCCGAGGACAUCGAGGCCAUGGUCGAAAAGAAGGUCGCCGAGAUCCUCGCAUCUCGCACGCAGCCCGCUCCGCAACCCGAAAUCAGUGAUGCUGUACAAAAACGGUUGGACGCUCUGGAGCGUCGCAUUGAGGAUGCUCACGACGAUGGAAAAUCUGAGGGCCUGCGUUUCUUACUCAUGGCCAGGCAGCACAAGGAAAGAGGCGAGGACUUGAGCGCCCUCAAGAUGUACGAGCUGGCUCUACCCUAUUUCCCUGGCCAGGCGAAGCUGGCUUCCAAGAUCGAAAAAAUCAAGGCCAAGAUAGCUGCCAAGAGAGAAGGUCGCGAUGUGGCCGAUGCGACCAACGAGGUGCUUUCACCCAUCGUAAGGAAAAAGAAUGUGCAUCGACACGUUGAUGACGAGGACUACGAGGCAGAUGCAGCCGAAGACGACGAGGAAUUCCUCCUUGGGCGGCAAAAGACCAAGAGGGUCAAGGCCACCAAACUGGCCCCUGUGCUCGACGACACGCCGCUUACACCUCAAAUGCAGGAGCUGCUCGACAUCAUCAACUCCGGGGAUGCCACCUCCAUCAUGGCCUUGCAGGGUUUCGGACCCAAGAAGGCACGCGACUUGGUAGAAUAUCUCAGCUUGGAUGGAAGCACGAUCGAGAAUAUUUCUCAAUUGCGAGCCGUUCCUGGGAUGGGCGGCCGAGCUAUCGAAAGAGCCUACGAAGGACUGCUGUCUGGUCGCGUGUGACGUCGACCUUGAAAGAAAGAUGAUGGACUUUUUUCCACCCAUGUGGCUGUUCAUACGUAGAAACUCGGUUUCUUCUUUUGUUACAUGAUUGGCACAGCGCUAGGUAAUUGGAUCGCAUACAUAGCAUAAAUUGCAUUGGCGAGGCGUUUUGGGAGCAUAUAGAGAUAUACAGGUGGCAUUCGGAAUGGUCGUUGUCUAUUUCAUCAUGCAUGCAUACAAUCUUGGCGG